Messenger RNA from Humulus lupulus (European hop), 803 nucleotides. RefSeq lists its product as uncharacterized. The record is from RefSeq and is a predicted model, not a curated record. Bases 48 to 632 code for a protein of 194 amino acids. The transcript has 3 exons. Lineage: Eukaryota; Viridiplantae; Streptophyta; Magnoliopsida; Rosales; Cannabaceae.
CUCAACUAUCUACUGUUUUCAGGUGUAGGUUAUUGUUUGUUCCACAGAUGGAAACUAAAACUAACUCCGGUUCGAUGGGAGUUCAGCUCGAUUACGGCGCGCUAACGUGCGCCGGUGAGGCGUUAGCGGCUUUGCUUGUCUCAGCUUUGCUCAGAAGCCAACUCUUGGCUCUGGAUUGUUAUGGGUUGUCACCAAUUAGCAAAGCCUUUAUCGAAGAUGUUCAUGCCCAAUGCAAAAGCAAACCAGUUGACGCUGAGGGAGAUGGCGACAAUGAAGAAGAUGGAGAUGACGAUGAUGGUGAUGGUGGGUUUGGAGAAGGUGAAGAGGAAUUGUCAUCUGAAGAUGGAGGCAAUUUUGGCAAAAACUCCAACAGCAACAACAAGAGUAACUCAAAGGAGACAGAAGGUGGAGCAGGUGGUGCAGAAGAGAAUGGCGAUGAAGAUGACGAUGAUGAAGAAGAUGGUGAGGACCAAGAUGAGGAUGAUGACGAUGAUGAGGAAGACGAUGAUGAAGAGGACGAUGGUGGAGACGAGGAUGAGGAAGAUGUAGUGGAGGCAGAAGAAAAUGAAGAGGAAGAAGAAGAGGAUGAGGACGAGGAAGCACUUCAGCCACCCAAGAAAAGGAAGAAGUGAACUAGUAGUAAAGCUAGUACGCCAGCGAGAGGAGGCCCCAGUGUUUAGAUUAUUAUAUGUGACUUGUCUAAUUUAAUGGUCUUAUUUAGCUCAUGGAGGCUUUUUUAGGAUGCUGUUUAAUUGAUGACUAUUUUCAUUUACAUAAUUCGAGAACCUUAAUAUUACUGUUGA